GCAGGGCGAGUCUCUUCCACCUUCUCCCUAGUUUUACAGACACUCGAGUGUAUAUAACUGGCAUAAUCAAGAAGAGCUGCUCACCUGCUGGCCUUCUCCCUAGGUCUGGAGACAAAGAAAAUUACCUGAAGGUGAAGAGGGGAAAUCUGAGUCAAGAUUCUGGCCUCUCCGAUACUGGGUGGAUAGUGGCCUUAAGUCCAGGCCUGAGUCCACUCCAUUCUGCUCCAGAUCAGCUUCCACUGAGCCCUCUCACCUGGGACUGUCCGGCUUUCAAAAGACCCAGAGGGCAGGCUGGUGAGGUGGGCAUCAUGGUCCCUCCGAACAAGGACAACCAGGAGGACAUUUGUCCCAUCUGCCUGGAUCCCCUGAAGGAGGCUGUGAGCACCGACUGCAGACACCGCUUCUGCCGCACAUGCCUGACCCAGCACAUGGAUAAGGCCUCUGUGUCUGGGGCUCUCAGAUGCCCAGUCUGCAGGAAGCCCUGUUCUGAGGGAGUCCUUGGAGACUAUUACAUCUGCUGCAGCCACCAGAAGAAGGUGUGCAGGUUCUGUGAGGCAAGCAGACACCUCCUGUGCAUGGAAUGCCUCACAUCCCCUGAACACCAGUCCCACACUGAGCUCUCCAUCGAAAAUGCCAUCAGCCACUACAAGGAAAGACUCAACCGCAGAAGCAGAAGGCUCAGAAAGGACCUUGGGGACCUUCAACGGCUUAAGGCUCAGGAAGAGGAGACGCUGCAGGCUCUGCAGGUGGACUGGGGGCGUCACAGGCUAAGAACUAAGCUACAGAACCAAGACCACACCAAGGAGUGGCUGAAGGCCCUCCCUCGGCAUUGGCUGGACCAACAAGAGGACCUACCAGUGGAGGUGGCCAAGACCUCUACCUUCUCCGAGGCGGAAACACAGCUCAGCAUCCUGGUUUCUGGCCUGGAAAGGAUGGCUAAGGAACUGGAUGCCAGCACUCUGAAGGUGUAUUUCCUAAGGAUGCCAGUGACUUACUGGACAGCUCUCACUGAUGCCCUAACCACGGAUGCUUGGAUACAGUCUUCCUCUUAAGCCAGACUUGAGCUGUGGCUCUCACUGUUGUGGUCAGCAUUUCAGACCUCCACCAUGUCCUCCGCCACGUCCGGGGCCAUUUGCACAGUCUCCACAUAACCUGUGACCUGGUGGUGUCACCCACUGCCCCUGGUCUCAUUCGAGCAUCGAGGCAUCUGGAUGACACAGCAGAAUGACACCUCAGCAGAUGGAGCCCGGCAGGUUUAUUGGGGGUGAUAUUUCUUCUGAUUCUGAAGACUGGCUGAACCGCCCACACUGUUCAUUCAUUCUGACUGUGGCAGACAGACUCAAGGGCGAUUUUCACAGUUCUCAUGUUCAUGUACAUGUACAUGUGUAGCUUCUGUGUAACUCUGCAGUGUGAGUGGCAUCUGUGACUUGCUUCUCAUCGAAGGAAGACAGCAGAAGUGAUGGAGGUCACUGCAGUGACCACGUCUUCUUCCACCGGAGUCUUUCUUGCUAAUAGAAGCAUUCCAGAGACUCUUCUUGCCAAAGUUAGUGAUGCUGAGGGGAAAGACAUGUGGGCAGCUCCUAACUUCCCAGAGCAGCCUCCAUCUCCUAGCUGACAGGAAUCAGGGGCCUGGAUCUCACAGUUUUGAUAAAUUCUCCCAACGCCGUGAGUAGAGCUGGAAGUAGAUCCUACUGGGACCUGGAAGUGCCCCCGCUUCUCACUCUGCCCUGCCAUAGUUUCCAUAAAGACCCAAAAAUGGUAGAAAAAAAAUUCUCU
This is a messenger RNA of Psammomys obesus (fat sand rat), 1776 nucleotides long. RefSeq names its product tripartite motif containing 40 (gene Trim40). The transcript is spliced from 6 exons. Gene Ontology annotation, molecular function: zinc ion binding. The record is from RefSeq and is a predicted model, not a curated record. Lineage: Eukaryota; Metazoa; Chordata; Mammalia; Rodentia; Muridae. Bases 309 to 1052 code for a protein of 247 amino acids.